This is a messenger RNA of Daucus carota subsp. sativus, 1056 nucleotides long. RefSeq lists its product as uncharacterized. The record is from RefSeq and is a predicted model, not a curated record. NCBI's taxonomy places the organism in Eukaryota, Viridiplantae, Streptophyta, Magnoliopsida, Apiales, Apiaceae. The transcript has a single exon. Bases 1 to 1056 code for a protein of 351 amino acids.
AUGGCGAAAGAUUUGUUUGGGAACAGAGGGAAGAGCAGAUUGGAAACCACAGUUUGGGCUAUCCAACUGCUACUUUUGUUAGUUGGAAUAAUCUCAAUAGUGCUGGUGCUCAAAACAGCUGUCAUACCAUACUCUUUUUCUAAAGUUUCUACACUACCACAACUCUGCCUCUCCCUCAAGUUCUGGCUGUCUCCACCUUACAUUUACAUCAUCAUUAAUUUCAUCAUUGUUUUCAUAGCUGUUUCUUCCACUUUCCACCGUCCUAGAGUAAACGAGGACCAGCAUAAUGAUUAUGGUGGUGAAUAUGCUGAUCCUCGUUUACAACAACAUAGCGAUGGAGAUUUUGGUGGCGCCUUGCAGCAUCCUAUACGAACACCACCAUCACCAGAAUCUCCAUCGCUAGAGGAAAUCAACAACGAGGUCGAUGUUGAUUUCCUUUUUUCUCCUCCGGUUUCUGAACCAAAUUCACCCCUUCCCAAUUUAGACACUCCGAAGAUUGUUUCUCCGAAGAGAAUGAAAAAUGUGAAGGCACAACAAAUCCCAGCAUCACCGGAACACAUCAAACACAUCUUAAUUUCAGAGCAGCCGGUAACCAAAGGCCAUGACAAGGAGUUUGAAACAACGGAACACAUUUUAGUUACUGAGGAAUCCGUGACCAAAGGCCAUGACGAGGAGUUUGAAACAAUGGAAAAAAAUUUAGUCACUGAUGAAUCCGUGACCAAAGGCCAUGACGAAGAUUUUGAAACAAUGGAGGCAACAUGGGAGGCUAUUAUUGAGGCCAGAAAAUCACCUCCAAAAAAGGAGCUGAAGAAGAUAGAAUCAUGGAAUGCACCUCCAGUUGUCACGGCACCGACAAGGCGCAAAGACAUGAGGAAAUUGGAGACGUUCAAUGACUCAUUGUUGGAGAGGCAAAGAGGUGGGCUGAGAAGGGAUGUGUCAAUAGGUCAUGCUGAGCUGAACAGCCGAGUCGAAGCGUUUAUUAGUAAGUUCAACAUGGAUAUGCGACUACAGCGACAAGAAUCCGAUCAACGAUUCCUGGAAAUGAUUAAUCGUUGA